Molecule: messenger RNA, 595 nt
Organism: Salvelinus sp. IW2-2015
Lineage: Eukaryota; Metazoa; Chordata; Actinopteri; Salmoniformes; Salmonidae
Product: voltage-dependent calcium channel gamma-5 subunit-like
Biological process (GO): positive regulation of synaptic transmission, glutamatergic; calcium ion transport; neurotransmitter receptor transport, postsynaptic endosome to lysosome
Cellular component (GO): postsynaptic density membrane; AMPA glutamate receptor complex
Molecular function (GO): channel regulator activity; voltage-gated calcium channel activity
Source: RefSeq, a predicted model, not a curated record
CCGCACAUCCACUGCACACUGCUUCUCCGCGAGUCAACAGUAGACAAGUGUAGAGCAACGCGAGAGGAACAGUAUUGUAAGAAAACGAGCGCUUUCCUCGACGAGACUUCUUUGUGAAGCUCCUCUUUCUGCCGGCGGCGCCCCCUGCAGUUGUGGAUGUGGUAUGACCCUGUGUGGCAGGAAGGUGUUGACAGUGCUGAGCAGCGUGUUCGCUGUGUGCGCCCUGGGCCUGCUGGGCAUUGCUGUCAGUACUGACUACUGGCUCUAUCUGGAGGAGGGCGUCAUCCUGCCCCUCAACCAGAGUACCGAGUUACGCAUGUCCCUGCACUCGGGCCUCUGGAGGGUCUGCUUCACAGCUGGAGAUGAGAAGGGCCGUUGUUUCACCAUUCAGUAUGUGAUGCCCACCAACGUGCAGCUGACCUCUGAGUCUACAGUUAGUGUGCUGAAGAUGAUCCGUUCAGCCACCCCCUUCCCCCUGGUUAGUCUCUUCUUCUUGUUCAUCGGUUUUGUCCUGAGUAACAUCGGACACAUCCGGCCCCACCGCACCAUCCUGGCCUUCAUCUCCGGAAUCUUCUUCAUCCUCUCAGGUACAUGA